Messenger RNA from Acaulospora morrowiae, 2475 nucleotides. NCBI's taxonomy places the organism in Eukaryota, Fungi, Glomeromycota, Glomeromycetes, Diversisporales, Acaulosporaceae. The record is from the annotation of a GenBank genome assembly.
AUGUGUGUCACCAAUUCGGCACAACUAUUUUUUUCUAACCUCCCUUCUUCAAUCUCACUUGAUGAAGAUAUUAAAGAAUACAUCGCGAAUGUAUUAACCGAUAUCGAGGAUUUCGCUUCUUUGAGGGACGCCACAGAACAAUUCUUGAUUGAUGCAGGAACUAGUGACGAGGAAUUGGAAAGUUUUUAUUUAAAGCUAUCCGCGGAAUGGAAGGAAGACAAGCCUAGUGUUUCGGUAAGAGAUCUAGUUGAGAGAUUGCCAUCCGAGAUGCAGACAAAGGUUAAUUUAUCGACCACGUCCAAGUCGGGUAACACAAGCAAAAAGUCUAACGAAAAGACGACAGAGUCUUCUCCAACAAACCCGACAUCGACCGCUCAUACUAUCAGCUCAUCUUCGUCACCACUGAAGAGCGAUGUUGUUGAAAUAGUGGCCUACUCACAACAAUCGAGAUUUCACACAGAAACUUUAGAAACUUUGUCGAAGGAGGCGAGUCACAGAUUGCAUUCUUUUAGAUACGUUCAAUUAGUUGACCUGAAAGAUGUCAAUAUCACGGUUGGUCACCAAGAGUUGUUGGUGGACUCGCGACUACAAUUGAAAGCCGGAGUUCAUUAUGGAUUGAUCGGCCGUAACGGUGUUGGCAAAUCCACACUUUUAAGAUGUAUGGGAACUCGGGAAUUGAUCGGAUUUCCAAAGAAUGUUCGAGUGCUCUAUAUCGAGCAGUUGGAACACAUCGAUGAGUCCCUAAGAGUCAUUGAUUUGGUUUUACAGGCUGACGAAGAACGAACCAUGCUCCUACAAGAGAAACAGAUCCUUCAGCAAGCGGCCGAAGGUGACGUCAUGGAUGCCGAAAAUGCGGUGAAAAAAGUUACAUUUGAAAGACUAACGAAAGAAUUGAAAGAUGCAGAAAAACUUGCAAUUCAGAGGAGUGGUAGGAGAGGUCUCGAAGCGAGGCAAGAAUUGUUGGAUGCUGAAGCCAGGGUUUUGGAGGCCAAGAGAGCGCUGGAUGAAAAACACGAAGAUCCAAAUGAGGAUUAUACGGCAAAAUUGCAUGUGCUUCUUGAAGAAGUUUAUACAAAACUUGACCAGAUUGAUGCAGAUUCAGCCGAACCAAGAGCACGAGAGAUUUUAUCGGGAUUGGGGUUCUCUGAGAAACAGCAAUAUUCUCCCGUCGCUUCUUUGUCUUCACUCUCUGGUGGGUGGAGAAUGAGAGUGGCAUUGGCUCAAGCAUUAUUUUUGGAACCGGACAUCCUGCUUCUUGAUGAACCAACAAAUCAUCUAGACUUACCGGCCAUCCUUUGGCUUCAAUCCUACCUCAACACCUUGAUCGAUACCACGAUGGUAAUAGUUUCCCAUGACCGACGAUUCUUAAAUAACACGGUCACAGAAAUAAUUAGGUUCAAGGAUCAAAAAUUGACGUACCAUACUGGAAACUAUGAUGAGUUCGAGAAGAAUUUAGAGGAUCUGAGGCUGAAAAAGGAGAGGAUGUAUGAGGCACAGGAAAAACAGAAGAAGCAUAUUGAAAUUAGUAUACAGAAAGGGAUGAAGAAAGCUAAAGAGAGUGGAGAUGAUAAGAGAUUAGAGGUGGUCGCUAGUAAGAAAAAGAAACUCGAAAGGUUUGGAAUGAAUAAAAGUGAAGAUGGAUUCCGGUUCAAACUAAAUAAACACCUUGUAGGAUAUUAUACCACGGUCCGUGCGGAGAUUGCGCUGGAAGCUCCUGAAUCCUUGAUUAAUUGGAAUAUCCCACCUCCGCAACCACUCAGACAUCAGGGACCCCUGCUUCAACUUGAUGGUGUAUAUUUUACGUAUCCAAAUUCUUCCAAGCAGAUAUUGCGUAAUGUCUCUUUGAGCAUUUCACCGAAUUCGAGGAUUGGAUUUGUGGGCGCGAAUGGUGAUGGUAAAUCUACGCUACUGGGCUUACUGGCCGGAACGUUAGAACCAACCAGAGGAAUGGUCAAUCGACAUCCACAGAUGAAAUUUGGAUAUUUCAACCAAAACCACGUAAAUUCUCUAAACCUUGAAAUCUCUGCAAUAGCGUAUAUGAAGCAGUACUUUUCCGAAAAGUCGAAUUCGCCGACGACUGCUCUGAAUGUAAAUGAUCAGACGGUACGCCAACAUCUAGGAAAGUUUGGAAUCUCGGGUGAUGUUGCAUUGAAGAAACUUAAGUAUCUUUCGGGAGGGCAAAAAUCUAGAGUUGCAUUCGCGUUACAGGUGUUUCCCACGUCACCGAAUUUAUUGAUAUUAGAUGAAAUCACUAAUCACCUGGACAUGGCCACCAACGAGGCCAUAGCUAGGAUCUUAGGGGAGUUUGAAGGAGCGGUGGUAACGGUGAGCCACGACAGAUGGUUCAUGGAGAAUGUAGCAAAUGAAGUUUACGUCGUGAAGAAGGGUAACGUGAAAUUAUUGGAGGGUGGAAUAGACGAUUACGUCACAGAUAUUGCGAAAGAGAUUGGGGUUGACAUCGAGGAUUUUAGUUAA